AUGUGUAUCAAUCGCAAGAAAUCGCUGAACAGCAAUCCUAAGGAGCAAAAGCCACAGACAAGCGCAUCAUCGAAUGUUGAAAGUCAGAAACCAAGCCCCCAAAGUGUUGCGGCAGCCAGUAGUUUGCCAACGAAGGAAAAGGAGAAAGAAGUCGAGAAAAGUUCUGACGUAGCGGAGAAUACGCCAGUAAAACCAAUGGAAAAAGAGCAAGUGAAAGAAGAAAAGCCAGAGGAGCCGCUUCAUAUCAAAGUACCGCCGCCUCGCAUCCUGAAAGCAAAACGCUCGCCGAAAGAAGUACGUGCUAGUGAUCCGCAGUACAAAACCCUCGAGUUAGACUUGAGCGAUUGGGACAGCGUGAAGAUUAUCAAGAAAAGUGAAGCCAACUUGGAUGAAAUCUUGAAAAAAGACGUGGCAUUAGAAGGCACGCAAAUCAGUGUUUCUGAUCUGCAAUAA
Cylicocyclus nassatus is the source of this 453-nucleotide messenger RNA. Lineage: Eukaryota; Metazoa; Nematoda; Chromadorea; Rhabditida; Strongylidae. The record is from the annotation of a GenBank genome assembly.